This is a messenger RNA of Funneliformis geosporum, 381 nucleotides long. The record is from the annotation of a GenBank genome assembly. NCBI's taxonomy places the organism in Eukaryota, Fungi, Glomeromycota, Glomeromycetes, Glomerales, Glomeraceae.
AUGUCAACUUCUCGUGGCCCUAUAACUUGUCACGUUCUUGACUCUUCACGUGGAAUGCCGGGCAUGAAUAUUCAAGUAAAAUUAGAAGUUAGGGAAACCUCUUCUGAAGAUUUCGAUGAAAAUGGAACAGAAACUUGGAAUGUCGUUGGACAAUCAUAUACGAAUGAGGAUGGAAGAUGUCCAAACCUAGUCCCGGAAGAUUAUAAAAUCGCUCUGAAGAACAAUUCAAAAGCGACUUAUCGCAUUACUUUUUAUACAUCAAAAUACUUCAAUAAAUUAGACCAAAAAUCAUUUUAUCCUUACAUAACUGAUUCUAAUCAACAUUAUCAUGUUCCUUUGCUGAUCAGUCCUUUCUCUUAUACAACUUAUCGUGGAAGUUAA